Messenger RNA from Phaedon cochleariae (mustard beetle), 1834 nucleotides. Lineage: Eukaryota; Metazoa; Arthropoda; Insecta; Coleoptera; Chrysomelidae. The record is from the annotation of a GenBank genome assembly.
GACAUUUUGCAUGCGCACGCUCAUAAAAGUCCUUCGAUUCAAUCUUUCAUUCUCAAAUCUCAAAUCUAUUUCCUUGUUUAGAAAGAUGGCAGACAACAAACUUUAUGAUAUAUUAGGAGUGACCAGAAACUCUUCAGACAAUGAGAUAAAAAAGCAAUACCGGAAGUUAGCCAAAGAAUUCCAUCCCGACAAAAAUCCCGAAGCAGGUGAUAAAUUCAAAGAGAUCAGUUAUGCAUAUGAAGUGUUAUCUGACCCUAAAAAGAGGGCCACCUAUGAUAAAUUCGGCCUCAAAGGCAUGCAGGAAGGAGCGCACGAUGGAUUUGGUGGAGAUGAUCUGCUUUCACACCUGUUUGGUGGUGGAUUAUUCGGAGGUUUUGGUGGAUUUGGUGGUGGCGGUGGUGGAGGAGGGAUGCGUAGACGACAAAGGGGGGAGGACACUAUCCAUCCCUUGAAGGUUACUUUAGAAGAUAUGUACAAUGGGAAAACUUCCAAGCUGCAGCUUAGUAAGAAUGUAAUUUGUGCAACUUGUGCAGGUAAAGGCAGUAAAAGUGGUCUCACUGAGAAAUGCCACACUUGUAAUGGUUGUGGUUUGAAAGUAACAUUUCGUCAAAUAGCACCAGGAAUGGCACAACAAACUCAGUCUCGUUGCCCAGAUUGCCAAGGUGAGGGUGAGACCAUUAAAGACAAGGAUAGAUGUACAUCUUGUAGAGGUAAGAAAGUUUGUAAUGAAACCAAGAUCAUAGAAGUUCAUGUUGAUAAGGGCAUGAAAGAAAACCAGAAGAUUUUCUUUCGUGGAGAAGGUGAUCAACAACCUGAUGUUGAAGCUGGUGAUGUAGUGAUUAUCCUGCAGCAGAAACCUAAUGAACAAUUCCAGAGGAAUGGUAAUGAUUUACAUGUCAAACAUUCAUUAUCUUUAACUGAAGCAUUGUGUGGAUUUUCCUUCAUUUUACAUCAUUUGGAUGGACGUGAUAUUUUGAUUAAACAACCAGCUGGGGAAGUUGUUAAACCAGGUGAUAUCAAGGCUGUGAUUGGAGAAGGCAUGCCUAUUUAUAAGAAUCCAUUUGAAAAAGGAAAUUUGUAUGUAGCAUUUGAAAUCAAGUUCCCUGAAGAUCAUUUCACAUCUGAAGCAAAUCUUAAGGCUUUGGAAACUCUGCUUCCACCUCGACCUGAGUUCACAAUGCCCAUAGGAGAUCAUGUAGAAGAAGUUGAUCUACAUGAAUUUGAUCCUAAUGACAGAUCCUCUCAUUCAGGGCGUGGAGAAGCAUAUGCCAGUGAUGAUGAAGAUCAAAUGCAUGGACCAGGUAUACACAGGUGUGCAACUCAGUAGGUUAUUUCAUUAGUUAGUUCACUGCAGAUGUGUAUGUUGUUCUGUGCUUCUUUCUGAAUAAGGAAAUGUAAUUUGAAAUUUAUAAUGUAGAAAAAUGAGUUAACGUUGAAACCAUUUUGUAAUUUGUCAUCCACAUAUAUUUAAUAAACUGUUGCAACUUCAAGAAAAUAUCAGUAAACCAGUUAGAAUUACUCCAGGAAUUACUAUAUCAUAACAUAUAAUUUAUUAUGUACACUUAGUUGACUCUUUCUUUACUUAUAAUGAAAUAAUACAAAUUAUUUUAAAGAACAGUGUAAUUUUUUAGUAUAACUUGAUUCACAAUUCAAUUUGACCAAUACACAGGGUGAAGAAAUGUAUAGAUAAAUAGUUAUCAUACAUAAAGAAUUUUGUUGAGUCCUGAAUUCCUGCUAUUAUAGACCUAUGGAAAAAAAUCUUGAUCUGGUGAAAAAUAUUUUUCAAGAACUAUAAUCAAAUCAUGUAUACAGUCUGUUCAAGAUAAGGUUGCAC